AUGGAGGCCCCACUGGUGAGUUUGGAUGAAGAGUUUGAGGACCUUCGGCCCAGCUGCUCCGAGGACCCGGAGGAGAAGCCACAGUGUUUCUAUGGCUCGUCCCCCCACCACCUAGAGGACCCCUCCCUCUCUGAGCUUGAGAAUUUUUCAUCUGAAAUAAUCAGCUUCAAGUCCAUGGAGGACCUCGUGAAUGAAUUUGAUGAGAAGCUCAAUGUCUGCUUUCGGAACUACAACGCCAAGACGGAGAACCUAGCUCCCGUGAAGAACCAGUUACAGAUCCAAGAGGAGGAGGAGACCCUUCAAGAUGAGGAGUAA
Molecule: messenger RNA, 315 nt
Organism: Propithecus coquereli (Coquerel's sifaka)
Lineage: Eukaryota; Metazoa; Chordata; Mammalia; Primates; Indriidae
Gene: FEZ1
Product: fasciculation and elongation protein zeta 1 (zygin I)
Exons: 1
Coding region: 1-315 (104 amino acids)
Cellular component (GO): cytoplasm; axon
Source: RefSeq, a predicted model, not a curated record